Molecule: messenger RNA, 1582 nt
Organism: Tetrahymena thermophila SB210
Lineage: Eukaryota; Ciliophora; Oligohymenophorea; Hymenostomatida; Tetrahymenidae
Exons: 9
Biological process (GO): activation of GTPase activity; nucleocytoplasmic transport
Cellular component (GO): nucleus; perinuclear region of cytoplasm; cytosol
Molecular function (GO): small GTPase binding; GTPase activator activity
Source: RefSeq, a predicted model, not a curated record
CACAGAUUUUAUAUAUACUAAGUAAAAUAAUGCAAGCAAAUAAUGUUAAUUUAAAGCAAACAGAAGGAUACCAAACAUUUACGUUUGGAUCUGUUAGAAACUCUAAGAGAGAUUCAUAGUUAGUGAACAUUAGCAGUAAGAGCUUUUUAAGCUCCCUUAAAUCAUAGAUUAAUAGCUAAACUUCUAGGAUAAUAAUAGAACUAGAUAAUUAGGAUUUAUCUAAUUGUCAAUUUUAUAAAGAAUCUUUGGAUAAAAUCAGUUAAACAUGUAGCGAAAAUACCUAAAUUUAAGUUAAAAUAUAGUAAUUGUAUAUUAGUUUAAAAAGUAGUAAAGCAGAUUCGGAUUUUAUUGUAAAUCUCACAAAACAACUAAAUUUAAUUGAAUCGAUUGAAACAUUUCAUAUCUAUGCAUAAAUGAAUAAUUUAUAUGAUUUAAGUUUAUCAAAUUUGUCUUAAUUACUUAUGAAGACAACUAAAAUAAUCUAACUAGACUUAACUUGUACCAAAGUAGCGAAUUUAAAUAUUAUUUUUCAAUCUCUAAUGAAAAACAAUAGUUUGACAGAUUUGUCUUUAAAUUUUUCUUAAAAUCCUGUUCAAAAUUUAGACAAUUUAAAAUCUUUAAAGCUCCCAGCUCUAAAAUCUUUAACGUUAGAAUUCAAAAAGUGUGCAAUAGAUGAAAAAUGCUGCUAAGCCAUCAGUUUAUUCACUAAAAGUCACCUUAAUAUUACUGUUUUGUCUUUAUAGUUGUCGGAAAACAGAAUAAAUGAUUUAGGAGUUAGAUAUAUAACAGAAGGAAUGUAAAAAUUAAAUAAAAUAAACUAUUUAUAUUUAGGUUUAAGUAACUGCCAUAUUGGAUAAGAAGGUUCUAAUUAUAUUUCAGAAUUACUAAUCAAUAACCAGAAUAUGUAAAAGAUAGAAACUCUCAACAUUUAGCUUUAAUUUAAUAAAAUCCAAACAUUUGGUGCUUAAAAGUUGCUUUAAGCCUUGAGUAACUGUAAUGAUUUAAGAGUUUUAUACUUAAAUAUAUCACAAAACUCUUUGGGGGAAGGAAUAUAUCAAAAAGCAUCUUAAAUGUUGUCUCAUUUGAGUAAGCUGACAACACUUGAUUUAGAUUUUAGUUUAAAUUAUUUAGAUUCAACAGGAUUUGAUUAGUUAGUAUAGAGCUUGAGUGAAAGCAAUUUGUUACAGCAUAUCUCCCUUAACUUAAAAUUAACACAAAUUGAUGACAACUCAGUCAGUGCUUUGUUUCCUUAAAUUUUAAACAAACUGAAUUUAACUUACCUUUCCACAGAUUUAUCGUGCAAUGAAAUAACUUUUGACUCUGUUUUGUUAGUAAAGAAGUCUGUUGAUUUAAUAAAAAGUAAAUAGCUUAAGUUGAAUGUAGAUUUGAGGUAUAAUAAUAGAAUAACUUAGGAGUAAUUGGAGGAUCUUUCCAACCAAUUCCAGCAAAUUAAGAAAAAAAGAUAAACAUUUUUCAUAUAAAUUAAACAAGACGACUGAUUGAUUGAUUGAUUGAUUGAUUGGCUACUGACUGUAUGACUAAAAAUAAGAGAAAACAAUUAAUUGCGAUAGAAUAUUUAUUU